GAUAUUAUCAAAAUACACAGUCCAUUAAUUUACAACGAAUAAACAAAGAUGAUGAUGCCAUUUCAUUAAAUAGUCGCAAUGAUAAUUUAUAUCCAUCUCCACAACAUUCACAUACAAUCGCACAGUAUUCACCAAAAUCUAAAAUAGGAUUUAAUGGUUUACAUGCGGCUCUUAUCGCUAAUUGGAUUAAUCAUGAAGAUAACGAAAUACCAACAACAACUUCAAAUAUCACUCAUAAAUUUAAACUUUUACUUCGUGGUAGUAAGGACGGUAGAGGUGUUGUAACUUUUCAUGAUCUUUGCGAUUUUAAAGGAGCCACAAUAGUUUUGAUUAAAAUUAUGGGAACAGGUGAACUUAUUGGCGGGUAUAAUCCAAAUUCUUGGACAUCAUCAGAUAGAUAUGUUCGAACUACUGAAAGUUUUAUAUUCUCUCUUGGAAAUAAUACUCAAGAUCCGAGUAAUUAUGUUUUGAGUAGGGUUAAGUUUGCUGAAUUUGCAAUAAGAGAUUCUUCGGCAGUUAACACUUCUAUCGGAUUUGGAAACGACCUUUGGUGGUUCGAAGGAAAAUGUAUGCAUUUUAAUUAUAACAAAAAAAUACUUGGUACGCGACAAUUUUUUUCCAUGGAAGAUUAUGAAGUAUUUCAAGUUGUAAAGAAUGAAUGA
This is a messenger RNA of Racocetra persica, 662 nucleotides long. NCBI's taxonomy places the organism in Eukaryota, Fungi, Glomeromycota, Glomeromycetes, Diversisporales, Gigasporaceae. The record is from the annotation of a GenBank genome assembly.